Molecule: messenger RNA, 1889 nt
Organism: Verruconis gallopava
Lineage: Eukaryota; Fungi; Ascomycota; Dothideomycetes; Venturiales; Sympoventuriaceae
Exons: 2
Coding region: 178-1713 (511 amino acids)
Biological process (GO): transmembrane transport
Molecular function (GO): transmembrane transporter activity
Source: RefSeq, a predicted model, not a curated record
CAAUGAUCUACCGUAUAUGUAUACCUUGGAGCUCUUCACCACUCCUUCUUUGCCUCCGUCCAGCUUUCUCUCAUUGCCCCUGAAACCUCAGGAUUCCCAUUGUCAUUGUUCUCCCUCCAGUUUCGUACUACGUUCCUUACUCAUCGUCCAGUUUGGCAGCUGAUUUGUACCACGGAGAUGACAACCAACGACCUCAGAUCGUGCAGCUCGCAAACCAGCCAGAAGUCGGUGCCGGAAAUGAACCGGUUUGGAGAGAAGGACAUCUAUGCGCGAGCACGGGCGGUAUCGCCAUAUUCUCGAGGUCUCAUACUCGCUCCCGAUGGCAAGACGGUGCUUGAUCCCCAGCCGUCCAACCACCCAAAUGACCCCCUCAAUUGGAGUCGCAGCAAGAAGCACAUCACUCUCUUCACGAUCACGCUGAUCUCGUGCCUCACUGACUUCGGCUCCGCCAUUGGCAUUCCCACCGUCAUCCCUCAGUCUUACGAGUGGCAGAGGCCUCCGGCAGAAGUCCAGCACAGCCUGAGCGCCAACAUUUUCUGCCUGGGCGCCGGCGGCUUUGUCGCCAUCCAACUGUCGGAAUACUUUGGCCGCCUGCCCGUCCUGCUCGUCUUCCACACGCUCGGCUUGGCCACAGGCAUCUGGUCCGGCGCCGCCACCAGCUACGACUCGUAUCUUGCGGCCAGAGUGCUCAAUGGCUUGUUCUCCGGCGUCGCCCAGUCCGGCGGCCUAAUGUGGAUCAAGGAAAUCUACUUCUCCCACGAACACCCUCGCAUGAUCAAUGCUUGGGCCGGCCCUGUCAUCGUCUCUCCCUUCAUAGGCCCCAUGCUGGCGUCGUUCAUGAUGACCACCACGUCCUGGAGGUGGCCGUUCUGGCUUUAUACAAUCCUGAACGCCAUUGCGCUUGUUCUGGCUGUGCUCUUCCUCGACGAGCCGCUGUUUGAUCGUGAGACGCCCAACGCCGAGCGUCUGGACUGUGGAUCAAGAUGGCAGCGGCUGCUUGGCAUCCCGCAAUGGAGAUCGCGACACCUGAGACCUGGCCUUCUCUCAUGCCUUGCACGUCCGCUCGUCAUCCUCAACAAGAUCCCGCUAUUGCUGAUCCUGCUCUGGGGCUACUUCAACUACGCCUGGGUCAUCGGCGUCAACACCACCACAGCUAUCUGGCUCACUACAAUCUACCACUUUCAGCCCGUGUCUCUGGGCUGCUUCUACUUCGCCGCCCUCGUUGGCGUCGGUCUCGGUCAGAUCGGAGGCCACUGGCUCCACGACGCUAUUGGACGAUGGUUUGCCGCACGACACAACGGCAAGAUCGAGCCAGAGGCGCGCCUACUCUUGUCCUAUCCCGCUAGCGCACUCAUGUUCGUCAGCUUGGUCAUCCUGGGCCUCGCACUGCAGAACACGUGGCAUUACAUGGUCAUCGCGGUCUUCUACGGCGCGCAGCUGUGCGGCCUCGAAGUCGCGAUCACGGCCAUCUCGGCCUUCAUCGUCGACGCGUACCCAGAAGUCCCGGGCGAAACUGGCGCCUGGCUCAUUCUUGUGCGCACCACGGGAGGUUUCAUGGCGAGCUACAUUCAGCUGCCAUGGGUCCAGCGUGACGGCGCCGCCGUAGCCCUGGGCGUCCAAGCAGCCAUUGGCGGCUUCACCACAUUGCUCUUCCUCGUACUCUCCUUCUUCGGCAAGCAGAUCAGGCAAUGGCAAGGCCCGGUCAAUGUCUGAGACUGUUGAACCUCCGCACGAUGAGGCACGCGUUCUACUUUCUGCAGUCUUGGAUUCAGGAGGUCUGAUCCACGCUUUGAGACCUUCCUCUUUUAUCAAGGGGAGGAACAUUCCGGCACGUCGCUACAUGUCUUUUUCAUUUCUCAUUUCUUGCAUGUUCGAUACCUCAUAAUUAU